UUUUCUCUCCGCUCCUUCCCACCAGCGCCACAGCAACAUCCUCAGAGUCUGAGCGAACUGCGCCCAGCCUGGGCACAGAGAGCCUCCCACCGCCGGCAACCUGCGGCCGGAGUGAAGACAGGGAGCGCAGUGACAGCGCCUCGCCUCCACUAGUCCCCCUACCACCAUGGCCAAGAACCGCAGGGACAGAAACAGUUGGGGUGGAUUUUCAGAGAAGACAUGUGACUGGAGUUCAGAAGAGGAGGAGCCAGUGAAAAAGGCAGGACCUGUCCAAGUCCUCAUUGUCAAAGAUGACCAUUCUUUUGAGUUAGAUGAAACCGCACUAAAUCGGAUCCUUCUCUCUGAGGCUGUCAGGGACAAGGAAGUAGUUGCGGUAUCUGUUGCUGGAGCCUUUAGAAAAGGAAAGUCAUUUCUGAUGGACUUCAUGUUGCGAUACAUGUACAACCAGGAAUCAGUUGAUUGGCUUGGAGAUUACAAUGAACCAUUGACUGGAUUUUCAUGGAGAGGUGGGUCUGAACGAGAAACCACAGGAAUCCAGAUAUGGAGUGAAGUUUUCCUAAUCAAUAAAGUUGAUGGUAAAAAGGUUGCAGUGUUAUUGAUGGAUACUCAGGGAACCUUUGAUAGUCAGUCAACUUUGAGAGAUUCGGCCACAGUAUUUGCCCUUAGCACAAUGAUCAGCUCUAUACAGGUAUAUAAUUUAUCCCAAAAUGUCCAGGAAGAUGAUCUUCAGCACCUUCAGCUUUUCACUGAGUAUGGCAGACUGGCAAUGGAGGAAACAUUCCUAAAGCCAUUUCAGAGUCUGAUAUUUCUGGUUCGAGACUGGAGUUUCCCAUAUGAAUUUUCAUAUGGAGCAGAUGGUGGUGCAAAAUUCUUGGAAAAACGCCUCAAGGUCUCAGGGAACCAGCAUGAAGAACUGCAGAAUGUUCGAAAGCACAUCCAUUCCUGUUUCACCAAUAUUUCCUGUUUUCUGCUACCUCACCCUGGCUUGAAAGUAGCUACCAAUCCAAACUUUGAUGGAAAACUGAAAGAAAUAGAUGACGAAUUCAUCAAAAACUUGAAAAUACUGAUUCCUUGGCUACUUAGUCCUGAGAGCCUAGAUAUUAAAGAGAUCAAUGGGAAUAAAAUCACCUGCCGAGGUCUGGUGGAGUACUUCAAGGCUUAUAUAAAGAUCUAUCAAGGUGAAGAAUUACCACAUCCCAAAUCCAUGUUACAGGCCACAGCUGAAGCUAACAAUUUAGCAGCUGUUGCAACUGCCAAGGACACAUACAAUAAAAAGAUGGAAGAGAUAUGUGGUGGUGACAAACCAUUUCUGGCCCCUAAUGACCUGCAGACCAAGCAUCUGCAGCUUAAAGAAGAAUCUGUGAAGCUGUUCCGAGGAGUGAAGAAGAUGGGUGGGGAAGAAUUUAGCCGGCGUUACUUGCAGCAGUUGGAGAGUGAAAUAGAUGAACUUUACAUUCAGUAUAUUAAGCACAAUGAUAGCAAAAACAUCUUCCAUGCAGCACGCACCCCAGCCACACUGUUUGUUGUCAUCUUUAUCACAUAUGUGAUUGCUGGUGUGACUGGAUUCAUUGGUUUGGACAUCAUAGCAAGCCUAUGCAAUAUGAUAAUGGGACUGACCCUAAUCACCUUAUGUACCUGGGCAUAUAUCCGGUACUCUGGAGAAUACCGAGAACUGGGUGCUGUAAUAGACCAGGUGGCUGCGGCUUUGUGGGACCAGGGAAGUACAAAUGAGGCUUUAUACAAGCUUUACAGUGCAGCAGCAACCCACAGACAUCUGUAUCAUCAAGCUUUCCCUGCACCAAAGUCAGAAACUACUGAACAAUCAGAAAAGAAGAAAAUUUAAUCCAAAAUUUUAAACACAGGUGCAUGACCAAUUGUCAGUUAAAUAUUGUUUUUUGGUUCCAUGCAAACAUUCAAAAAUGCUUCUGUCAGAACAGUAAAUACCAAACACCUCUGAGGACUGCAAAAUGCUUUUGUUCUUUUACUUCAGUGUUUAGUAAGCAGAUGUAUGUAUGCAUGGUUAUAUCAUUUUGUUAACAUGUACAGAUUCCUGAUUUUUGUUUUUAAAUAUGCUGUUAUAAUUUAAGGUAUUUGUAUAUUUAUGAUGACAGUACAAGUGUUCUGCUUGAAUUUACUAAAUUCUACUACUGGGUUAUAAUUAAACCAUACAGUGAUAUUACUCCAUGUUUGGAUAUGCUCAUUUAAUUUCAACAGAAAAGAUUUAAAACUAUUUCACAUGGCUACUUGUUUAAAACACAGCAUAGCUCAGCAAGCUCUAAUCUAUAUAAUCUUACACAUACCACAAGCUCUUAGUUAUUUUUAAAUACAACUAAGAGUUUUUCAGUUGCUUUACCAAAAACUAUGUUGCUUUUUAUAUUAUGAUUUAAUAUAGAAUGUAAACGACUUGAUCAACAAUGCACAAAAAAAUCACUUUGUAUAUGUACUUGAGUUUCACUGUAUUGUAUAUUUUUUCAUUUGGUACAUAAGAAAUGUAUUCUUCAUAGGUUUAUUCUUUUAACAUGUGAACUAUUAAAAGUUUACUCUGGUUCUUAACAUUAAAACAAAUGCUUACUGAAUUUGGAAAUGGUUGGGUGGUGUUGAUAUGGAAAGAUGAAGAUUCGUCUCUUUUUUAAAAAAUUCAAGAUGCAUUUUCUUUACUGUGGACACCAUUACAAAUUUAAGUUUCCAUUUUAAGAGACAUGCUAAUCUAAUCAUUAGGUACCUUCCAGUUCUUUUUUUUUUAAUAUAUUUUUUAGUUGUGGUGGUCAUAAUACCUUUAUUUUAUUUUUAUGUGGUGCUGAGGAUCGAACCCAGGGCCUCACAUGUGCUAGGUGAGCACUCUACUACUGAGCCACAACCCCAGACCCCUUUUAGUUCUUUUUAAACCAGUGAUUCUAUAAUGUAUUUCUAGUGACUAAAAUCUCUAGUGGAGUUUAUUAAGCAUAAAAAGUGGGAGGAAUAAUGAAGAGUAAUGCCUCUUCCCUACAAGGUCCAAAACCAGACUUUCUGUCUUAUAAAUGCUUAAGUAACAAAAAGUAAUUAAGCUAGGAGUAUGCACAAGUUCAUAGGCUAUAUCAGCUUAACUUUGGAAUAAAAGUUUGAUCAUAGCUCAGUAAAUUAUCUUUUCCCAUUAAUAAAAUUCCACUAGCCACACUUUUAAUUUUUCAACACACCUUUUGUUAUAUUGCUUAUUUGGAAUAUGGGCAUUCUGAAUGGAAAAACUAAUCAUAUUUAUGUCUAAAAUAUGGACUCAAACACCACACAUUUAAUUUCCACAAAAAUAUAUUUAAUAAGCUUGUUAUAUAAAAUCAAACACUUAACAUUUUAUCAAUAACUCAAACUCAUAUCUAGGAGUGCUUGUAUUUUGGAAGACUACAUAAACUGAAAAUAUAUUUACAUAUUUACAAUACAUGUAACUGAAGAACUAUGAAAUUCACAGAAUUCUAGAGAUUUACAGGCUAGAAGUAUCAUAAAUUUGUCUAUAAUCAAAUUGCUGUGCUAAUUAUGAACAAUGUCUUAACUAUUAAACCAGAAAGAAAAAUGAAAGGGAAAUAUACAAAGUUUUGUGACAAACAUUUAGAAGAUAAAAAAGUAAUAUAAAAUUGAUUUAAUGACUAAGAUUUCUUAUUGAAUCCCUGAUUGUCAUUUUUGGCAGCAUAACCCAGUCUGUCAGAAGGCAGUGUGCUAUGCUGUCUGGAACUCUGCACUUCUCAAAAGAGUCAUGCUAAAUGCAGUUAGGAGCUCUGGCUGAAAACAAGUAGCAACUUUGAUGGCACACACCUUCCCAACAUAGGCUCAGACUUCAUGCUUAAAUUUAUUCCUGAAAAGAUUUUCUCAACAUGCUUCAAAUAGGUUCCUUACAUCUGGCUGUGGAGAAUGGGUGGGAUUGCAUACAGAAUUUAUCACAAUAAAGAUUCCAAAUCUUGUUUUGAAUUUUGAACUAUACCAUGGUAAAAUUUAAAUCAUCCCACUCAGACAACAUUCCAUGCUAAAGCAGUAAACAUUGUUUUUAAAACACUGCACAGUUUCUCUUUCUCUUUUUUAAAGAAAGAUACUGCUGCUAUAAGAAGUUACCAAGUGAUCAUUUCCUUUUAAAUAUAUGGUUGUACAUGACAUUUUUUUCUACAUAUUUCUCCAUCAAGAUUAUUCAAAGCAAUUUCCUAAUACACAACGUUCAAAAGCAUUAUCUUGUUGGCUCUUAAAAUGAUAAAUUCAUUUUUGUUCAAUAAAAGAAAAUUUUUAAUGACAAAAUAUAUAUAAAGUUAGAAUUUAGAACUUCCAAAAAGUAAGAUGCCUUUAUUAACCAAAGUACUUGUUUGCAGUUUUUUCAACUGCAAAAAUAUUUUAAAGCUCUUAUAAAACUUAUAUUUUAUUUUUAAAAGGUUAACUUAAAAAUUCUUGCCAUGCUGCUGGGCAUACCACUGCUGUCUCUGCUUGCGGUUUUCCAACUCAGUGAGAAGAGCCUGUCUAUAGGCUUCAUACAUUUUAACAAUCUGUUCCAGUUCUUUCAUGAAGAGCAACUUUAGCAUUCCCUGGUACGUAUCCAGGUCAGCCAGCUGGAAGAGUUCCCACUUCAGAAUGUGGUCAUAUCUGUUUUAAAACAUAAUGUUCACAACACAUGCAUAAACAUGUAUUUAUUGCAAUAAACCAGUCUUUUUAUAAAUACCAACUGUAUUAAAACUAAACAAACCAUAAACUUUACAGAUAAAUGAGUUUCAACUUCCUAUUUAAAAAUACUAUUUUUUUCUUUUUAUUUUAUGAGUCAGGCUACCACUAAGUUCCCCAGGUUGGCCUUGAACUCCUGGGCUCUAGGAAUCCUCCUGCCUGUCUCCAGAGUAGCUGGGAGUAUAGGUGUGCCACCACACCCAGCUCUAAAUAAACUACUUUUUUAGGAAAGGGAGAAAGCUCUAUAUAUUUAACUUCAAGUUAAAGAAUACUCAUUUAAGUAUCCAUUAUUCUAAUAGUAAUAUUAAACCAUGAAUAUCAAUUUCAAACAGAAUGGUUAUAUAAUUUUUCUCUAAAAAAUGCAUUCUGUGCUAUUUGUAAGUUCAUCAAGAGUUAAUUGUCAGGAACUUAAAGAUAUUUUAGAUCACACUGGGUUUGCAAAUGAUAAUGCACAAAAAAGGGUAAAGUCAUUUUUGUCACUAGUGUUGACAGAUCUAAAAAGGAAUGAUGUUCACUACAGUAAACAAGGAACAAACAGAGAAGAAAUGAAGAGAAACCAUUAUUGGCUAAGAAUUCCUGAGGAUGAGCACCUGGUAUCGAAAAAACUCACCAAGAAAGAAUAAACUGUUUUCAAAAAUGAGAAACAAGUAGAGAGUAGAAGACUCCAGAUUCCACAAUAUGGCAAAGGACACUUGUAAGAUUGUAUUUACAUGUAUCUUAGAAGGAUUUUGGCCGUUUUUCAGCAUAAGUGGAUCAUAUGCUGAGACUGAACUAUUCAACCAAUUACUAAAUAUUAAUUUAUACUUUGAGAUCUAGAGACAACACUAAUUAAAUGUUCUCAUUUUAAAGAUGAAAAAGCAAACCUAAAAAGGCUAUGUAUCUUUUGCAAAAGUAUUUAAUGACCAAAAAAGUUGAGAAAAGCAGACAACUAUGGACCAACAGCUUUAGUUUUUUUGGUUUUUUUGGUACAGGGAAUUUAAUCCAGGGGCCCUUAACCACUGACCCACAUCCCCAGCCCUUUUUAUAUUUUAUUUAGAGACAGGGUCUUGCUGAUUUUGCUUAUAGCCUCUCUUAAGUUGCUGAGGCUGGCUUCGAACUUGUGAUCCUCCUGCCUCAGCCUUCCAAGCUGGUAGGAUUAUAGAAGUAGUUUUAAAUGUUAAUAUCCUUUAAGGUUAGACAAAGAACUUGAACUAAAGCAAGUCACAUACCAAUAUGAUAUUAAAGUUAUGUCAAUCAUUGCAGUGUAGACAUAAGAGGAAGUUUUGACUGCAAGUUCUAGCAAAUUUAUUUUUAUUAACUUUUUUGGGGGGGGAGUAUUAGGGAUUGAACCUAGAGGCACUUUGCCACUGAGCCAGACCCUUAACCCUUUUUUAAUCUUAAAACAGGGUCUCACCAAAUUGCCUAAGGCAUCACUUAGUUGCUGAGGCUGGCCUUGAACUUGUGAUCUUCCUGCCUCAGUCUCCAGAGUUGUUGUGAUUAUAAGCAUGCGCUACCAUGUCCAGUUUUUAGUAACCAUUUAUAAUAUGUCCUAUCCAAUGGUUCUUUGAUAACUCAUUUACCAUUUUACUCCAAAAGAAUGGUCUAAUGUAAAAAAAUAAUAAGGCUUUUAAAAAAGUGAAAAGAGGCACAGACUGAGCCACAUCCUAUGCUUGACACUUUGGUAAACAUAUUUUCUUGGCCUCCCAACUUUAUUCAAUUACUUGAGAUAUGCAAAUUUACUAGAAGAAUUUAAUGAUUUCUUUAUAGAAAGCUUUAUGUUCUCUUUAACCAGAAACACUUGUGAACAGAAACUGGAGAGAUGCUACAAGAAAUAUUCAAUUAGUCUAUAUGAAGAAACUUUCAUAUAAGGUGUUUCCUAUAACUUCUGUUAUUCAUAUAGUUUUAAGAUUUUACUUAUUUGUUUGAAAUAAAUUCAUUAAUUCCUAAUAAAAAAAUCUUAACCUCCCAGAGUGUCCUGCUUU
Messenger RNA from Sciurus carolinensis (gray squirrel), 6626 nucleotides. It is a transcript of the gene Atl1, whose product is annotated as atlastin GTPase 1. The transcript has 14 exons. Gene Ontology annotation, biological process: endoplasmic reticulum organization; protein homooligomerization. Gene Ontology annotation, molecular function: GTP binding; GTPase activity. The record is from RefSeq and is a predicted model, not a curated record. Bases 167 to 1843 code for a protein of 558 amino acids. NCBI's taxonomy places the organism in Eukaryota, Metazoa, Chordata, Mammalia, Rodentia, Sciuridae.